Messenger RNA from Cotesia glomerata, 1185 nucleotides. RefSeq names its product uridine-cytidine kinase-like (gene Uck). Lineage: Eukaryota; Metazoa; Arthropoda; Insecta; Hymenoptera; Braconidae. The record is from RefSeq and is a predicted model, not a curated record. Gene Ontology annotation, molecular function: ATP binding; kinase activity. Gene Ontology annotation, cellular component: cytoplasm; cytosol. The transcript is spliced from 4 exons. The coding region runs from base 153 to 983 and encodes 276 amino acids.
CAGUCAAGUGCUGCCAGGGAGUUUAAGUAACUAACCUAAGACAAAAGACGCAAAUCGAGGUUAUAUAUCAAGCGGACAGUUAUCAAAGACAGUGAAAGUAUUUUAUAUUUAAAACUACUGGCAAGGUUAGUAAAAACACUGACCUGAAAGCAAUGGCGGACGUUCCGAUAAUCGACCUGGGUGGCAUUUCCAGGAAAAUGUCCUACGGGUUCAACAACCCGUUCAACGGCGUCGAGGGCAAGACGCCCUUCCUCAUCGGCGUCUCUGGAGGAACUGCCAGUGGAAAGUCCACCGUCUGCAAGAGGAUCAUGGAGAAGCUCGGCCAGGUCGACAUGGACCACACCGAGCGGCAGGUCGUUUGUAUUUCCCAGGACUGCUUCUACCGCGACUUGACACCUGCGGAGAAACUCAGGGCUGAGAAAGGACAGUUUAAUUUUGACCAUCCUGAUGCUUUUGAUAAUGAUCUUAUUUUGUCGACGCUUCAGGAUAUUCUUGCUGGGGUUAAGUGCGAAGUUGCUACUUAUGAUUAUCGGACCAAUAGUUUGCUAAGGGAUCAAACAACGACUAUUUAUCCAGCUGAUGUAGUCCUCUUUGAAGGGAUCCUAGUGUUUUAUUUUCCUAAGAUCAGAGAUCUGUUUCAUAUGAAACUCUUUGUUGAUACUGAUUCUGAUACAAGGUUGGCAAGGCGAGUACCAAGGGACAUUAACGAAAGAGGCCGAGAUCUGGAUUACGUGUUGAACCAAUACAUGAAUUUCGUCAAGCCAGCUUUCGAGGAGUUCUGCUUACCGACUAAAAAAUUCGCAGAUGUGAUAAUCCCUCGUGGCGCCGAUAACACAGUGGCGAUAGACCUUAUCGUGCACCACAUCUGGGACAUUUUGCAUUCGAAAAAAAUGAAUGGAGCUGAAAUGCCACCAGUGCCCGGGCAGCAUCCAUACCUUCACCGUAGGCGCAUUUCUACAUCAUCAGACACUCUCAGCAGAUGAUUCAUUCCGAUUCAAUUGUUUAUUUUAUUUUUGUUGGUUUUUUUUUAUCGAUUUUCCUCUGGUGGCAUGUCAUUUCAUCGCACACUCGAUCAUUAGUUUAAUAUAAUUAACACUUGUAUUUUUUAAUCUUUAUAUUAUUAUAUAAAUUUAUCAAUUAGUGGAAUGUACGUUUGAUGUACAGUAAUAAAACGUAUGAGCAAGA